Molecule: messenger RNA, 807 nt
Organism: Melospiza melodia melodia
Lineage: Eukaryota; Metazoa; Chordata; Aves; Passeriformes; Passerellidae
Product: serine/threonine-protein kinase pim-1-like
Exons: 4
Coding region: 96-722 (208 amino acids)
Biological process (GO): protein autophosphorylation; negative regulation of apoptotic process; regulation of mitotic cell cycle
Cellular component (GO): cytoplasm
Molecular function (GO): protein serine/threonine kinase activity; ATP binding
Source: RefSeq, a predicted model, not a curated record
CCUCCUCUCUCCAUGGCUUGCAGGUGGCCAUCAAACGCGUGUCCCGGGAGAGCGUCCUGCAGUGGGACGAGCUGCCCGACGGCACCCGCGUGCCCAUGGAGGUCGUGCUGAUGGAGAAGGUGGGCUCCAGCUGCUACAACAUCAUCCAGCUCCUCGACUGGUUCGAGCUGCCUGACAGCUUCGUGCUGGUGCUGGAGCGUCCGGAGGCAUGGCAGGAUCUCCUGCAGCUCCUGCUGGAGCAGGAGUUCCUGUGCGAGGAGAUGGCGCGCUGGCUUUUCGUCCAGGUGCUGGAGGCCGUGCGGCACUGCACCGCCUGCGGCGUCCUGCACCGGGACAUCAAGCCGGCGAACCUCCUCGUGGACCCGGAGAGCGGCGACCUGAAGCUCAUCGACUUCGGUUGCGGCACCUUCCUCCAGGAGCGGGCCUACACGCGCUUUGCCGGAACGCACGCCUACAGCCCGCCCGAGUGGGUCUGCCUUGGCUGCUACGACGGCCAUGAAGCCACCGUUUGGUCCCUGGGCGUGCUGCUGUACGUCAUGGUCUGCGGGAGACUCCCCUUUGAGGACGACCAUGCCAUCCUGCUGGGGCAGCCCUUCUUCUGGCAGCAGGUCUCUCCAGAGUGCCAGCAUCUGAUCCGCUGGUGCUUGACCAAGCACCCCGCUUACAGGCCACAGCUGGAGGAGAUCUUGCGCCACCCUUGGGUGCAGGGCAGGCGCUUUUGACACCUUGCUGGAGCCCCUGCUGCGCCCACGUACAGAAUCCCACACAGGACUGAGGACCCGAGAAAUAAAACAACAACAAACCCAU